CUCCCGGAGCGCCGGGCCGCGGGGACUGCAGCUGACGGCCCGGGGCGCGGCGGCCGGGCGGCCGUCUCCGCGGGCGGGGAGCGAGCGCGUGUGUGCGCGAGAGCGGCGGGCGGCGGCGGGAGGAGGCGCAGGCGCGCUGCUCGCCCGUCUGCAGCCCCGCGCCCAGCGCCGUGUCUCGGGGAGUUGAUGGCAGCACCACGGUGCGGCCGCCCUGCCGAGCGCCGAGCGCAGCCUCCCGCCGCUGCCCGGGGAGCGUCCAAGAUGCGGGGGGCUCGUGGCGGCAGCGGCCGCAGCAGCGCCAGGGACGGGGGCGCGCAGCAGCCUCCGCUCGCCCUCCUGUGCUGACCUGCCUCGCCUGCCCCCAGAGAAUGUCAGCCAAGUCCAAGGGGACCCCCUCCUCGUCCUGUCCAGCCGAGGGACCGCCGGCAGCCUCCAAAACCAAGGUGAAGGAACAGAUCAAGAUCAUCGUGGAGGAUCUGGAAUUAGUACUGGGCGACCUGAAGGACGUGGCCAAGGAACUUAAGGAGGUGGUUGACCAGAUUGACACCCUGACCUCUGACCUACAGCUGGAGGAUGAGAUGACCGACAGCUCCAAGACGGACACCCUGAAUAGUAGCUCCAGCGGCACGACGGCCUCGAGCAUAGAGAAGAUCAAAGUGCAGGCCAAUGCCCCUCUCAUUAAACCCCCCGCACACCCCUCUGCUAUCCUCACUGUCCUGAGAAAGCCAAACCCUCCGCCGCCUCCCCCACGGUUGACACCUGUGAAGUGUGACGACCCCCAAAGAGUGGUGCCAGCCGCCAAUCCUCUAAAGACCAAUGGAACCCUUCUGCGAAACGGAGGCUUGCCAGGGCCGCCGAACAAAAUUCCCAACGGAGAUGUCUGCUGCAUCCCCCCCGGUACCUUGGACAAGGCUCCAGCACAGCCUCUGAUGCACAGACCUGAAAAAGACAGGUGUCUCCAGGCAGGACCUCGGGAGCGAGUUCGGUUUAAUGAGAAAGUGCAGUACCAUGGCUACUGUCCGGACUGCAACCCCCGGUAUAACGUAAAAAACAGGGAGGUCCACUUACACAGCGAACCUGUCCACCCACCGGGAAAGCUUCCUCACCCAGGCCCCCCGCUUCCUCCUCCACCCCAUCUCCCUCCUUUCCCCCUAGAGAAUGGGGGACUGGGAAUAAGCCACAGUCACAGCUUCCCCCCUCUCAGACCUGCAACUGUGCCUCCUUCCACUGCACCAAAACCACAGAAGACGAUCUUGAGGAAAUCAACCACUACCACAGUGUGAUGUAUGCCAUUUCAAAAACUUUUUGUGUUUUUUUUUAAUUUCUAUAUUAUAAACAUAAAAUAAUAAAUAAGGAGCACUUUCUACUCAAGCAAUAAAAAGCCCAAAUAUAUUAAUUCUGCAUUCAGCAAAGUGGCAUAAAAAAAACCACCUGGUAAGUAUGCCGUGUGUUGUUUCUAUCCCAGGUUUACGUUAUUUAAAAAGUUGUAUCACCAGAAACCACAGAACCAUGAAAAGGCUGAAGAUGUUGUGUGUGUGUGUGUGUGUGUGUGUGUGUGUGUGUGUUUAACUGACCUGUGAUAAACAGUGACCUGCAGGUUUCAAAUAGUUUGGUUUACUAUAAGAGAUGGAAUUAGAUUCAUUUUAUUCAUGCCUAACUCAUCUAUGCAUUAAUAACAUAUCACCCCCCCCCAACUUCAACCCGAUGCUUUUUAGGAAGAAAUUUUAAUACUGAAGGACUAUUUUGUUAUUUUUUUUCUAAAGAUGUUUGUCACUAGUUUUACAUUAUUAAAUGCUGAGAACAAUACCAAAAAGUUUAUUUUCUAUACUAUACAAUUAUAUGUUCAAGCUAUCUAUGUAAUGAAAGAUUUUGUCUGUGGAAAUGUCAUGUGUCAAUAAACAACAGUACAUAAUGGCA
Molecule: messenger RNA, 1917 nt
Organism: Panthera uncia (snow leopard)
Lineage: Eukaryota; Metazoa; Chordata; Mammalia; Carnivora; Felidae
Gene: PRR16
Product: proline rich 16
Exons: 2
Coding region: 369-1283 (304 amino acids)
Biological process (GO): positive regulation of cell size; positive regulation of translation
Source: RefSeq, a predicted model, not a curated record